Messenger RNA from Camellia sinensis, 1085 nucleotides. The record is from RefSeq and is a predicted model, not a curated record. NCBI's taxonomy places the organism in Eukaryota, Viridiplantae, Streptophyta, Magnoliopsida, Ericales, Theaceae.
AUGUCCAUCUUUGCAGAUCUACAAGAUUCAAGCUCAUCUCUUCGUUGGAUAACUUCAACAAUCAAUGUGAGAGGAUUUUCCAGUUCUCACAAAGUGAACGUUUCAGGAAAGGGAAGACCUACCAUGGAUUGGUCCACAAGAUUGAGAAUUGCUCUAGGGUCUGCUAAAGGACUGGCUUAUCUGCACGAGGACUGCCAUCCUAAGAUUAUACAUCGUGACAUUAAGGCAGCUAACAUACUUCUGGAUUUUAACUUUGAGGCAAUGGUUGCGGAUUUUGGACUUGCAAAGCUUUCUUCUGAUGUCAACACUCACAUAUCCACCAGGGUGAUGGGAACUUUUGGAUACCUGGCUCCAGAAUAUGCUUCUUCUGGGAAACUUACAGACAAGUCUGAUGUUUUCUCAUUCGGAGUCGUGCUUCUAGAGUUAAUUACUGGACGUCGACCUAUUAACUCAUCUCAAUCUUACGCAGAUGAUAGCUUGGUAGACUGGGCACGGCCCUUGCUCACACGAGCUUUGGAAGAUGGAAACUUUGAUACGCUUGUUGAUCCACGGUUGCAAAGGGAUUACAGACCCAACGAGAUGGCUCGUAUGGUUGGUUGUGCUGCUGCUUGUGUGCGUCAUUCAGCACGGUGUCGACCACGAAUGAGCCAAGUAGUGCGGGCCUUCGAAGGAGACAUAUCUUUGUCUGAUCUUAACGAAGGAAUCAAACCCGGACACAACACAAUCUACAGUUCUCAUGGCAGCUCAGACUAUGACACUAACCAAUACAAUGAGGACAUGAAAAAAUUUAGGAAGAUGGCUCUGGGAACCAAAGAGUAUGGAAGCAACGAGCACAGUGCACUAACUAGCGAAUAUGGAUUGUAUCCAUCUGGUUCGAGCAGCGGAGGCCAACAAACCACUCCAGAAAUGGAGAUGGGAAAGAUGUGUGGGAGAUAAUUUCAAUAAUAAUUAAUUAAAGCAAAUAAAAAAAUAAAGUAAACAACAAAAUUAAACCUUAUAGUACUUCUAUAGAUAGUUUAUGAACAAAUUUGUGAUUGAGGCCAAUGUAUGAACAUUGUGUCUUUAAGACAUAAUUUCAGCUUCUU